GCAAUUGGGGCCGAGGCGGGGAGGCCCCCCUGCCCCCCAGCAUGGAGCCGGCCGCCCGCGCGGGCCCUCGCGCAGAUGAGAAUGGGAUGGGAGCUGACAAUGAGGAGGCCGGGCUAGCUCAGAACGCUCCUAAGACGGUGGAAUCUCUCAUGGCAUUAACGGACACGUUCAGAGAGCGUGAUUCCCAGGGUCCUGGCAAAGAGGAUUCCUCUGGGAGUCCGAGCAGGACACAGUGGCAGCAGGGAGACACUGUAGGGAAGAGACAGAGUAAAUCUGACUGGGGCCAGCCAAAGAGCCAACCCAGAGAGAAGCCCCAUCAGUGUCCUCAAUGUGGGAAAAGUUUUGGGCACAGCUCACACCUUAUUACGCACUGGAGAGUCCAUACAGGAGAGACGCCCCAUCAGUGCGCCGAAUGUGGGAAGAGGUUCAAGCACAGGUCCUCCCUCAAUACGCACCAGAGAGUGCACACGGGAGAGAGGCCCCACCAGUGUCUUGAGUGCGGGAAGAGCUUCCGGCACAGCUCCCACCUGAUCACGCACCGGAGAGUCCACACAGGAGAGAAGCCCCAUCAAUGCGCUGAGUGCGGGAGGAGAUUCCGGCACAGCUCUUCCCUUAACACGCACCGGAGAGUGCACAUGGGAGAGAAACCCCAUCAGUGCGCUGAGUGUGGGAGGAGAUUCCGGCAGAGCUCGCACCUGAUCACCCACCAGCGGGUUCACACUGGAGAGAGACCCUACCAGUGCACUGAAUGCGGGAAAACCUUUGCUGGCCACUCCGCCUUCGCCACCCACCAGUGGAUCCACACUGGAGAGAAGUCCCACGCAUGCGCCGAGUGUGGGAAGCGGUUCCGGCACAGCUCCUCCCUCCAUGCCCAUCGCAGAGUGCACACUGGAGAGAAACCCCAUCAAUGCGCUGAGUGCGGGAGGCGCUUCCGGCAGAACUCGCACCUGAUCGCGCACCGGAGGGUCCACAUGGGGGAGAGCGCCUUCCGUUGCCCGGGGUGUGGGAAAGGAUUCAGCCACGGCACAGACCUCAUUCGACACUGCAGGAAGGUGCCAGUGACGUUUGCGGACGUGGCGGUGCACUUCACAGCGGCAGAGUGGGCCCUUCUGGGCGAGAGGCAGCGGGAGCUCUACCGGGACACGAUGAUGGAGAACUAUGGGAACGUGGCCUCUCUGGGGAUUCCCGUUCACAAGCCUGACAUCAUCUCCUGCCUGGAGCGAGGAGAGGAGCCCUUUGUCCCAGCUUCCCGGGGCCUUGAGGAACCAGAGAUCCUGAGAGGCAUCUACACAGGGGACGGCUCGUGCCCAGACGCCCUCUUUAUCCCAGAUGAUGACGGGAUUGUGUCUCCAACUCGAGAGUCCUCACCUGGGAAUCCCAACUGGAGAGCGAGCGAAACAGUGGGCCCCCUCUGGAGCUGCACGGAGAGAAACACCCUCCGUGCACUGACUGUGGGGGGCGUCACAGCUGGUGUUGCAUCAGAGACACCCCGCCGGAUAGAAACCAGCCGGGACGCGUGCCCUGGGCCCAGGGGACCCUGUCCCACCAGACGCGUUCUGCAUCACACGCCAUUCGAGGCAUGUGGGGUCAGCCGUGAGUUGUGGGCUCGGGGAAAGGGAGCACAUUCCUGGGGUGAUUAAUUGCUUGGGAAUCAUAUAAUGGGGGGGCAUUGGGGUGGAAACCAGAGGAGAAAGAUUCCUGGCUGACCUUGGGCAAGUCACUGCCCUGCUCUCUGCCUCAGUUUCCCUAUCAGUAAAAUGGGGGUAAUAUUACUGACCUUUGUCAAACACUUUGAGGUCUAGUGAUGAAAAGCACUAGACAAGAGCUAGGUCUUUAUUAUUAUUUUAUUUUAUUAUUAAGGAGAAGCAUCUUGGGUUUAUUGAUCAUUGCUUAGGUGCCAGUGAUCAUUACUUGAUUACAUUUGUCAGGUGCAAACAGAAUAAUGUCCAAACCAGUAUAAUUAUUUCUACACUUGUACUUUAAAUUGGCCUGUUUCACAAAGCUGAAAACAGUGACGAGUCAAUGAGCUGGGAGAAAGCAUUUAAUCAGAAAACUGUGAAUGCUCUUUUGGAGUUGUAUAAGAACAUUGUACUAGAUGCCCCAAAAGCCCAAAUUUCCCAAGCAAGAAAGAAGGCUAUACCAAUGGGGAAAAAAACAACAACCUGGCUUAGAGGAGAAACGAAAGCAGAUAUAAAAAAAAUACAGUACGUAACAUAUGGGAAGAAAUAUAAAUUAGACGCUAGGAAUUGUAGAAAAUUGCUAAGGGAAGCAAAAGGACACAAGGAGAUUAUCUACGGCCAGCUGAGUUAAGGACAAUAAAACACAUUUUAAGAAUAUUCAGAACAAAAGGAAACCUAAAAAUGGUAUUUGUCCAUUACUAGGUGGAAAUGGUAGAGCUGACAAUAAUAAUGUAGAAAAGGCAAACGUGUUCAAUAAAUUUUUCUGUUUUCCAUUUGGGAAAAUGCCAGAUAAUGUAUGCGUGUUAUAUGAUGGUGAGAAAUACUUUCUAUUCCAACAGUGACUAAGGAGAAUGUUAACAGCAGCUUCUUUUAAAGCAGCAGAUGUGGAUAACUUGCAUCUAGGAGUUUUAAAAGAGCUGGCCGAGGACCUUGCUAGCCCAUUAAUGCUGAUUUUUGAAAAAGCUUAAUACACUGGGGAAGUUCCAAAGGCCUGGAAGAAAGCUAAUGUUGUGCCAGUAUUUUAAAACGGUAAAGAGUUCACCCUGGGUAAUUGUAGGCCUGUGAGACUGGCAUUGAUCCCAGGCAAAAUAGUAGAAUGGUAGAUAUCCAACUCAAUCACUAAUAGAAUUAAUGCCAAUAGCAUGGGUUAUAGAAAAUAGAUCCACUCAAACUAACUUGAGAUCUUUUUUUUAGGUGAUUACAAGUUUGGUUGGUAAAGGUAAUAGCGUUGAUGUAGUAUGCUUAGAAUUUUGUGAGGCAUUUGACUUGUGAACACAACGUUUUGAUGAAGAAACUAGAACAGUACGAAAUUAACAUGGUGGCACCUGUUAAAUGGAUUAAAAACUGGCUGGCU
Molecule: messenger RNA, 3033 nt
Organism: Malaclemys terrapin pileata
Lineage: Eukaryota; Metazoa; Chordata; Testudines; Emydidae
Product: zinc finger protein 696-like
Exons: 5
Coding region: 42-1640 (532 amino acids)
Biological process (GO): regulation of transcription by RNA polymerase II
Molecular function (GO): DNA-binding transcription factor activity; RNA polymerase II cis-regulatory region sequence-specific DNA binding
Source: RefSeq, a predicted model, not a curated record